AGGAAUUGAAAAACAAUCAAUUUUAAUUCAACCAAUCAGUUAUCUAAAAAAUGGCAUCAAAACAAUCUCAACCUUUCUCAGUGACACGGCAGGCCCCCGAGCUGAUCGCUCCAGCGAAGCCGACACCACAUGAAUUGAAAAGACUUUCAGAUAUAGAUGAUCAAGAAGGCUUAAGGUUUCAUGUUCCAAUUAUAUUCUUUUUCAGGAAUAAUCCUUCAUCCGCCAUGAAAGGGAAAAACCCCGCCAAGGUGAUAAGAGACUCACUAAGUAAAGCGCUGGUAUUUUAUUACCCUUUUGCUGGUAGGCUCAGGGAAGGUGAUAACAGAAAGCUUCUGGUAGAGUGCAAUGGUGAAGGGGUUUUGUUUGUUGAGGCUGAUGCUAAUGUCACACUUGACGAACUUGGCCCUGAAAUUCAGCCACCAUUUGCAUGUUUGGAUGAGCUACUUUAUGUUGUUCCAGGCUCCGAUGGUAUCAUUGGCUGCCCACUGUUGUACAUUCAAGUUACUCGUCUAGAAUGUGGAGGGUUCAUUCUUGCAUUACGUUGGAACCAUACUCUGACAGAUGCGUAUGGCUUCACGCAAUUCUUGAAAACGAUGGAGCAGAUGAUACAAGGUGCACCAACGCCUUCAACAAUCCCUGUUUGGCAACGAGACCUCUUAUCUGCAAGAAAUCCACCACGCAUAACACGUAUCCACCAUGAAUACGAACAGUUCGAUGACUCCAUGGACAGCCUAAAAAACACAAACCCUAAUGACUUGGUUAACAAAGCAUUCUUCUUUGGCCCUGAAGAGAUCACCUCUCUCCGCAAAAAACUUCCUCCACACCUCAAAAACUGUUCGUCAUUCGAAUUAAUAAUGGCUUGCGUAUGGCGAUGCCGAACCGCUGCUCUUCAACUAGACCCCAACCAGAUUGUUCGUCUGUCGUGUUUGAUUAGUGUCCUAAACAAGCGCUAUAACUUUCAUCUGCCUGAGGGUUACUACGGCAAUGCAUUUGCGUUGCCGGCAGCGCGUUCGAAGGCAGAGCUUUUGUGCAAAAGGGGAUUGGGAUAUGCUGUGGAGUUGGUGAAGAGUGCGAAGGCGCAAAUGAGUGGAGAGUAUAUACAAUCUGUGGCGGAUCUUAUGGAGAUGAAGGGGCGAAUCAAGUUUACGAGUGUGGGGAAUUUCAUUCUUUCUUAUGUGAAGAAUUCUGGGCUUGCAGAUGUUGAAUUUGGCUGGGGAAAAGCUGUGUAUGGUGGACCAACUGGAGCUGUAUCAUCCAUGAUGAGCUUCUGCCUGGAGUUCAAGAACAUGGAGGGAAAGUCUGGGAUUCUGUUGCUGAUUUGCUUGCCCAAAUCAACCAUGGAAAGGUUCCAAGAAGAGAUGAAGAAAAUGACUCAAGUAACAAUGGAGGAUUUCUAUGACAUAAAUUCAGCUCUCAAGAUAAGCAGGCUAUGAGUAUCUUGUACAUGCUAGUCAAAUCGUAUAUUAGAUAUCUAUCAAAAACCUAAUUUUUUAUAUUAUA
Molecule: messenger RNA, 1500 nt
Organism: Mangifera indica (mango)
Lineage: Eukaryota; Viridiplantae; Streptophyta; Magnoliopsida; Sapindales; Anacardiaceae
Product: methanol O-anthraniloyltransferase-like
Exons: 2
Coding region: 51-1433 (460 amino acids)
Source: RefSeq, a predicted model, not a curated record